AUGCUUAUCUACUCGGAUAUCCUCACCGGCGACGAGAUCAUCUCGGACUCGUACGACCUCAAGGAUGUUAACGGCAUCGUUUUCGAGGCCGACUGCGCCAUGAUCACCGAGGAGGCCGUCUCGGUCGACACUGGUGCCAACGCUUCCGCUGAGGAGGCCGACGAGGGCGUCGAGGACACCGCUGUCCGUGUCAACAACAUUAUCCACUCGUUCCGUCUCCAGAACACCUCGUUCGACAAGAAGGGCUACCUGGCGUACCUGAAGGGCUACCUCAAGGCCGUCAAGGCCGCUCUCCAGGAGGCUGGCAAGUCCGAGGAGGAGAUCAAGACCUUUGAGACGGGCGCCCAGAAGUUUGUCAAGGAGACCCUGCUGCCCAACUUCAAGGACUACGAGUUUUACACGGGCGAGUCAAUGAACCCCGACGGCCUGGUCGUUCUCCUCAAUUACCGCGAGGACGGCACCACGCCGUAUAUCACCGUCUGGCAGCACGGCCUGAAGUCCAUCAAGGUGUAA
Sporothrix brasiliensis 5110 is the source of this 513-nucleotide messenger RNA. RefSeq lists its product as uncharacterized. Gene Ontology annotation, molecular function: calcium ion binding. Bases 1 to 513 code for a protein of 170 amino acids. The record is from RefSeq and is a predicted model, not a curated record. NCBI's taxonomy places the organism in Eukaryota, Fungi, Ascomycota, Sordariomycetes, Ophiostomatales, Ophiostomataceae. Gene Ontology annotation, cellular component: cytoplasm. The transcript has 4 exons.